Molecule: messenger RNA, 3559 nt
Organism: Sitodiplosis mosellana (orange wheat blossom midge)
Lineage: Eukaryota; Metazoa; Arthropoda; Insecta; Diptera; Cecidomyiidae
Gene: nau
Product: myogenic-determination protein
Exons: 5
Coding region: 2192-3160 (322 amino acids)
Biological process (GO): regulation of transcription by RNA polymerase II; muscle organ development; positive regulation of myoblast differentiation
Molecular function (GO): protein dimerization activity; DNA-binding transcription factor activity, RNA polymerase II-specific; RNA polymerase II cis-regulatory region sequence-specific DNA binding
Source: RefSeq, a predicted model, not a curated record
AGAAGAAGGAAGAGCAGCAGCGAAAAGAAAAAUGAGUGAGAGUAAAUGAAAAAUAAAAGCAACGACAUACAGUUUUGUACUUGUCAGUGUUACGUGAAAAAAAGGAAAAUAAAAUCGUCAUGUCAGUAGGAAUAGUUGUUGUAGUUUGUUUUUGUACAGGGCGAACGACAAAUCGACUGUUCAGCCAGGCAUAUGAAAAAUGGAGUCAAUCUUCUUGGUGUAAGAAUGAACAUACAAAUCAAAUUAAGAGCCUUUUGUGCGGUCCGUGAAAGUGAUGCAAUUAUAUGAAGAUGCGCGUUCUUGUUUCCUCCUUCGUUUUUUUUUUUUAUUAAGUGCUUGUGCCCUGAUACUUUUUCAUACUUUUCAUUCACCCAUUCAAAUUACACCACAUUAACUCUGCAUAUUUUAUUGUUAAUAACUCGUGUCACACGUUUUAUAUAGAUUCGUUUGCACGCUCAACCGCGCACAUUUAGCAAAACGGCAUAAAUUUAUGCGAACAAUGUAAUUUUUGUGAAAUUGCCAGCAAAUCGGUAAAAAUAACAACAGAAUCGACGUCGGACACCAAACCAACAAAAAAAAAAUGUAACAAAAACUGAAGCCGAAAUCGUAAACAUUGAUGUUAUAUUGCUUGAAAAAUUCGGCUAACUGCUUUGAACGAUCGUAAAACAUGGGUGAUAAUGAGAAUCAAUUUAUGCGCCGUAAAGAAGAAGUUUCGUUCACACAAAAAGGAAAGAAAAAGAACCAAGUUCGUCAGUUGCUAUUUGGAGAAGAGAGACAUGGAGAGAGAGAGAGAAUUUGUCACAGGAAAUCACAGAUCGGUGUAAAGUAAAAGUCGCAUUCAAUUUAGACAGCCGCAUUUCAUUUUGGCAUAGCUCUUCUUUUUAUCUGUUUACUAUCAACAAAUUGUCGUCACUAUUUUAAUUGAAAGUGUAAUAUUGCUGUUGUGCUCGUUCAUUUUACGAUCACCAACUAAAUCUAAACCAUCUGCACAUUUUUAUUAUUAUCACUUCGGAGGAACUAUUAAAGUCGGGAUAUUGGUAACAGAGCAACGCGCCAGUCAGCCAGCCAACAAGCGACCGCAUUCAAUUUUUCGACGCUUUUCUCUGUCCGAGGUAUUAGUUUGAUGUCGCUCUUCAUUCAUCCUUCUCUUUUAUUUUUAUAUUUUCAUUAAUUGCUAUGUCUUGUUUUUCUGGUUGUGCAGUGUUUUUCUCUGCCUCUGUCACAUUUUACACAUCACACUGUUUUUUUUUUUGUUGCCUUUCUCAUAUUUCUCGUUACACUCGACGCUGUCAACUGAAAACAUGAAAAUGAUCGUGCUCGAGAGCAGGGCGAGAGAUAGAGAGAGUGAGCGCAUGCCAAACCGAACACACAUGAACAAUUUCUCGAUCUCGCUUACAUGAUCCGGCUAAUACUCGAAUCGCAAAGGCACUUAAUGUUCUCUCUAAUAAAAUGGUCGGAGAAAAAGAAAUGAAAAAACUGUCAUUUAUAUAAAAAUCAACAACAGAAAACAAAAUCCGGAGUGGCUUUUCCUCAUCUCGAAUUCAGUUAUGCGUAAUUUUCCACUUGAUCCGAACACACAUCGGAGUGACUGUGUUUAAUAGGGAUAUUUUAGAAAUAUAUCUAUCUUCUUGCGUAAAUCGAUUUUUUUUUUCAUUUCCAUUUUCAUUGCGCAUCGAGCCGAUCGCAAACACACAAACGAAAACAGAAAGCGCGACAGAGAGAAAAACAACGAAAGGAGGGAAAGUGUUUUGUCGCGUGCGUAUGACAGCACGAGGUUUGAAUGGAUUAUCGUAAAGACGUCGACGGAUUGUCUUGUAGCGAAUCGCAUCCGAGCUCGCGCUUUUCUCUCUCUCUCUCUCUCGCGCGCGGCUCAGGCUCUCACUCCAAGCAACGAGGAUUAUUAUGUGCGCACUUCGUUCAAUUGCCAUUUAUCUUUUGGCCUCGUCGCUUCACAACAUCUCGAGUUGCAAACACAUUUUAUUCCCGCAACAAACGACGUUCGAUAAAAAUGAUCACUGAGUAAUUCUGCCAAGAUUGAAAAAUAUAUGAUGUGGUACGGUGAUAAAAUUACGUGAUUUUUAUUGAGUGCAAAAUGAUUUUGGAUGUGAUUCCACCAGUAAUGGGAUCCAUAAUAAUUCAACUGUAAGUUUAACAAAGCUAGAAAACAAAGACGAAAUUUCCGUGUGUUAUUAUGACAAAGUUAGUGAACAAUUGUGUAGUGUCAAAGCGUGUAAAAACAUUCUAUCGUAAAUCAGUGCCGAGUAGCCAUACUAAGCGAUACAAAUUGCAUUUACUGACAGAUCGAUUGAAAUUGUGUGCGACCAAACGUUUGGGUGAUUUUCCGGUGAUUUUCAGUAAACGUUGUCAUUUAAUUGGAUUUAUGAACCGACAAUUAACGAUCAGUGAUAAUUGUAGUACAAAUUAUGUUUCGAUGGGGAUUCUAUCACCCGCCACGACAUCCACAUCGAGUUACAGCAAUGAAGAAGAUGUACCACAUUUGCCAUCAUCGGCAUCGUCGUCCGUUGAUCAAAUUGAUCACUUUGAACAGCAUGUUUUAGAACCGAUCUCGCACACUGUGAAUGGCAUUCAAGUGACAAAAAGACCAUGCUUGACAUGGGCAUGCAAAGCAUGUAAAAAGAAAACCGUUACAGUGGAUCGUCGAAAAGCCGCAACGCUCCGAGAACGACGACGAUUACGAAAAGUAAACGAAGCUUUCGAAUUGUUAAAACGCUGUACAAGUGCAACGAAUUCAAAUCAACGACUGCCAAAAGUAGAAAUUCUUCGCAACGCCAUCGAAUACAUAGAAAACCUAGAGGAUUUGCUGCAUCAUGAAAGCGAUGUGCAGCAAACGAUCACUGAAACCCAAAGCCUAUCGAUAAAUAACAGUAAUCAAUGUAAUACAUAUAAGCAAAGUUCAAAUAGUAACUCAGAACCUUACAAAUAUUCGGAGUUUUGGCAACGAUCGCCCGUUUUCAAAGACCGAUCACAAAAGCAAAGAGAGAGCUAUAAACUAUUGCCAAUUACUGGUUUAUCAUCGUCAUCGAUACAUACGAAUGAUGGAAACGGCACCGCCAGUCUAGAGUAUUUAAAUUUAAUUGUUCAAAGCAUCAAUUCGACCACACCAAUGUCAUCUUCAAACCAACCGCAAGCAUUGCUGUAACCGACGCCUCAAUAAAAUUAAUCACUUUGCUCGCAAAUCCAUAUAUUCAUAGAGUGGCAGAUCAUAGAAGCCGAAGCCAAAGCCGAAGCCAAAGCAGCAGCAUCAUCAUAACCAUAUUUUUCUGACAAAUAAAAAAGAAGACAGAGCAGAAGAAACACGAAAAAUCAACGGCAAAAAUCUUCUUAGAAGCUAAUGAUACAAAAAUCUAUUUUUGACAACAAACUGCAAAAUAAUAUAUGUCGCAUGAUAUUAUAAUAAAUGCCCCGCACUCGACGAGUACACGAGAGAGAGUGUGUGUGUGUGUAUGUUGUAGAUAGGAAAAUCGGAAAAAUGUCACGAAAGAAAAACAAAUUGAAAUAAACGGCAAAACAUAAGACAAGCGAACGAAAAAAAAAUAAA